CAAAGAUGGAGCCGGCGUUUCCGGUUCCGGGCUUUUGCUGUCGUGGGGCCUAUGGAACCCCAGGCAGACACACCCAGCAGCCAGUCAGUGGAGAGCUGCACCUUGGAUCUACCGACAGCAUCCGACCUCAGAGGUCAUGCAGCAUCCCAGGGAGCCAGCAGCAAGUCUCUGAGUCCUCUGGAACCCCAGUCUUUCCCUUGUUCUUUGACUGAUGAUCCAGAUGGCAGUUCUCUAAGUACUGAGCGAAAGGGCUCCUGGGACUCUGAGAACUUCUGGCUUGAUCCUUCUGUGAAAGGCCAGUUGGAGACUGGUGAAGAGGAGGAUGGACUUCGGAAAUCACUGGACAGAUUCUAUGAAGGAUUUGCCCAUCCACUGCCCGGCUCUGGGGAUCAGCUCUCUGCACCUGUGUGUCAGUGCCUGUCUCAGACAAUCUCUGAACUCCAGGGCCAGGAGAACCAAAAGUAUGCUCUCCGCAGUUUCCAGAUGGCCCGAGUUAUCUUCAACCGGGAUGGCUGCUCUCUCUUACAGCGGCAUUCCAGGGAAACCCGCUUCUACCCUCUGGAGCAAGAAGGCAGCUCGGUGGAGGACGAAGAACCCACCCCAGGACUGUCAAGAGAGGUCAUUCGUUUCCUCUUGAAGCAGACCAUAAUGAAAGACUCAUAGCUGGUGCGCAUGUGAAAGUUGGCAAGGCUGGAGGGGAAAUGCUGUAACUUGGCACUCAGAGUCCCUGAGGGGGUCUCCUGGCAGCUUCCUGUUUCCAGCCAUUGGCUACAAGCUUUGCAGGUACCUGGUGAUGGAGCCAGUAAGUCUAUAGAUGUGCUGAAUCAAGGGUAACAAUUAUACAGAGUUGUAAAUGGGGACCAAUUGAUUGGCCUGAAGCAAUGUACAGACAUAAAAAACUUCCAGAUACUACAUUACAUCUUAAUCAUACCUUUGGCUCCUCUCCAAAACCAAAAUUCCCUGUCUGUAUUGACAGUGGGGAUGGAACAUUUGGACCAUCUACAAAGCUAAAAUUCACACACAAAGGGGCUUCUUCAUCUCCACUAGGUUGCAGUGUGGGAGGUGAGGAGACAGCGCUGGACCAUCCACUCAGGAUAUGGGAGCACAGGUCUGACACGUAAGGGUGGCGCUGUGUGACCUUGCUGAUUUGUUCGUGAACGGAGUAAGGAAUGCUUGCCGGGCAGCUUUUCCCUCUCUUUGUCACUUUUGCCCUCCGUCCACCGCCAGCUCCCUCUGUCAUCCUCCGAAGGGUCGCCCCUCAUUCCUGCCCUGUUCUUGCCUCCAGCACCCGGAGCUGCAGUGCAAAUGCUUGCCCAGAGCAGGGCUCUGCUGUCACCUGUUCCUGUCCUCCAGGCAGGUGCACAGCCUGACAGGGAGCUCCGUAAAUAGCUAGUGCAGCCUUGCGCUGGCAGAUGCUCCGCUCUGCGGGUUGCGUCCUGAGCCCCAGUUUGAGAAUGACGUCAGCUGGCACCAGGAACUCUGAAACAGUAAUUGGAAGCCUCAGAGUUCUUCCAGCAAAUUACAUCAGUAGAAAGGCUUAUUUCCCUCAUUUGGAGGAAUAGCAAAAGUUGGCCACACUAUGCAGUUAGAUUCUUUGAGAAACUCGGGGUGAAGUUUAAUUGGCAUGAGACUCCAAAGCUUUUUAGAAAGUGGAUUAUGCAAAUGUGGCAGCCAACAAGUACACACUAAAAGUCAAGUCGGUACAUUGGAGAGUCUCUUGGGGACUCUUGAAGGGAAAGAAACCUAAAAAGAAGUAGUGGUGUGAGUGGGCUUCCGGUUCAGGGAUGGUCUGAAGUGAGAGACUUCUACAUGGAAAUGUCAAGGCACAUGUGGAGGGGGUCCCACAUGGUAGGAAAUCAAGUGAAUAGGACCUUGGGAGGUGCUCACAAAUGGGGCUCAGCUUUCCCUCUCACAGGCAUCAUCUAAUGCUCCCUCCUGAUUAACAGUCCUUCCAAAAAUCCUGAAACUGGUACAAUUUCAAACCCAAACCUGCAGGUUAGAGGUGAAGGUUGCUGGCUUUAUUGUUUUAACCUGAAGCAUACCAGUAGCCACCCUUGAAGACCGGUGAAAUUACCCAGCGACAGGGAUACUCACAAUUCGUCUCCAUGGCUACCAACGGGGGGAACCUGGGUUAUUCUAUGCUUGGUUUUAAAGGACAGCAGAAAAGGUAUUUGAAUCUUCGUGUUGGGAAGUAGUGGCUUCUAUUUGGAAGGGAGAUUUUAAUAUCAGAGAAUGUCUAAGCUUCACAGAGAUCAGUACUGGAGGUGUUUGAUGAGGGGAAGCUCCUGACAGUUGAGAAUGGGGGAGAGGAAAAGCCAGGGUUGCCCUGGGGUAGCAGAGUAUGGUGUGUGUUCACUUAGAUCUGAGUAAGUGUUUGUGACAGGCCAGUACAAGAUAUUCGAUUCCCUGUGGUCCUGCCCCUUAAUUUGAUCUCUGUGAGGAUAGAGAGACAUUUUCCAUUUAUCUCUGUGAACCUUUAAUAAAGACUAAGAUAAGAAUACUGCAGCCCAGGCCUUUGGCAGAAUUGCCUAUUUCAGCACUGGGGGUAAUUUCAUGACAUCUUAUCAUCUCAUGAACAUUGUGAGGGGACUUACGAUGUCAUCUGUGAUGUUUUCCAGAACUACAGAGCCUUUGUGAGGGUCACUUGGUUCCAGAAACAUCAAAUCCUGAAGCUGAGAACUGCUAGCAGAAUCUGAGGUUCAUGGCCUGUGCUCGGGUUAUCGGCCUGUGUCUCCAGAUGACUCAUGCUCAGGAUUGAAGCCUGGGAGCCCGCGCUUGCUCAGCCUGCGUCCUUUACUGAGUUAUACCCAAGCCUCAGUGAUUUCUUUUAGGGAACAUGUGGCCGAUUGUAUUAUCAGUAAUUUCAAAACAGUACAAAAAAAGCAAUUCUUUUUAAACUUGCAAAGUGCUUUUUUUUUUUAAUGUUGUAUUGGAUCACAGUUACACACAAAAGUGCAUACAUCCUAUAUGUGAAUGUCUCCGUAAUUCUCACAGGCUGAACCCACCUGUACGACCAGAAACUUCCUUGAGCUAAGAUUCACCAGCCGGGUGGUACCUCCCUCCUAAGGGAAGGAUUCUAUCUAUAGAGCUGCUGAGAGCAGUUGCUACUGACCAGUUUUCUCGGGAUGCGGGUAGCACACAAUCUGAAGAAACACACAGACAGCGUUUCUUUGGUUGCUAACCUAUUCUGUUCAAUAUGCUAGUCAAAUACAGAUACUACGUGUAAUCCGUGGUUUUAUAUAACUUUGGGUUAGUUUAAUAUGAGUACUUAAAAUGUAAAAGGCUUAUUUAAUAAAAAUCAAUCAUAGAGUAGGUGAUACCAGCUGCAUCAGAAGUUAGAAAUAGGUUGUGCCCCCAAAUCACUGAAGUCCGAGAUACGGUGGAAUAGACUGUUCUAGGAGAGGGGUUGUGGGCGGCUACAGGGGCGUCGAAGAGUGCAGAAUGCAUCCAUGUUCCAGCUACCCGUGCCUCUCUUUGCCACAGGGAAAGUUGUUUUAAAAAGAAAAGCAUGCAUGAAUGGCCAGACAAUUUAAAAGACUAGCCUUAUCAAAUAGGAAAACAUUUUCUGUCUAGUCAUUGAAGCAGUACCAAGUAACAAUAGACACAUCAAAGAAAAGGGUUGAGUCCAUAAAUAUGUAUAAGCAGUGUGGUGGUUUGAAAGAAAAUGGCCCCCAUAGGGAGGGAGUG
This is a messenger RNA of Onychomys torridus (southern grasshopper mouse), 3687 nucleotides long. It is a transcript of the gene Shld1, whose product is annotated as shieldin complex subunit 1. The record is from RefSeq and is a predicted model, not a curated record. NCBI's taxonomy places the organism in Eukaryota, Metazoa, Chordata, Mammalia, Rodentia, Cricetidae. Gene Ontology annotation, cellular component: site of double-strand break. Bases 52 to 663 code for a protein of 203 amino acids. Gene Ontology annotation, biological process: positive regulation of double-strand break repair via nonhomologous end joining; negative regulation of double-strand break repair via homologous recombination; positive regulation of isotype switching. The transcript has 3 exons.